Messenger RNA from Globicephala melas (long-finned pilot whale), 4318 nucleotides. It is a transcript of the gene CFAP69, whose product is annotated as cilia and flagella associated protein 69. Gene Ontology annotation, cellular component: sperm midpiece; non-motile cilium. The record is from RefSeq and is a predicted model, not a curated record. NCBI's taxonomy places the organism in Eukaryota, Metazoa, Chordata, Mammalia, Artiodactyla, Delphinidae. Gene Ontology annotation, biological process: olfactory behavior; positive regulation of flagellated sperm motility; response to odorant.
CCGGUGGGCUGCCUCCGCGGGAUGCGGGUGGCGUCGCGGUGGCCGAGUCCACGGCCGGACCCCCGGGACCUUUCGCGACUCUAGUGGCUCUCAGGCGGCUUUCACUUCUCGGUGGCGGGGCCUCUUGCAGUCUCGCGGCUGCGGGCACAAUGUAGGACAGGAGGACACCCCCCACCCCUCACUCCGCCGCACAGCCAUGUCUACAGCGGAGGCUGCGGCGACGGCCCAGGCCCGGGCACCCGGCAGCACGAUCAAGUUCAGCAGCCCUCGCCAAAUCCCGGUAGUCGGGGUGGUGACGGAGGACGAGGAAGCGCAGGGUGUUUUCAAGCCUGUGGACCUAAAUUGUGUCAUCAAACUCCUCGAAGAGACUGGUAAAGAUGAUUUAGAAGAAAAACAACUUAAAUCUGUCAAGAAAAUGGUGCAGUGUUAUCAGAAUGGACUUCCCCUAAGGGAUUUAGCACAGAUAUUUAAAAUUCUGAAUCUGUGUGCAGGAAAAAUUAAAAAACAGCCCCAUUUUAUAGAACCUGCAUGUAAUAUCCUAAAAUUAUGUGGCUUGCCAUUUUUGAAAAAGAAAGUAUCGGAUGAAAUAACAUAUGCUGAAGAUACUGCUAAUUCAAUUGCACUUCUGGGUGACUUAAUGAUAAUACCAAGUUCUGAAUUGAGGAUACAAAUUUGUAAGUGUAUUAUUGACUUUUAUCAUGCAGAACCACCAAAGCAGCAUAUUACAGGUUACCAGCAGGCUAGUUCAUCAUAUAAGAUUAAAAUGGCUGAAGUUGGAGGAUUGGCAAAAACAAUGGUCCAGUCAUUGGUGUUGUUUGAAAAUCAACUUGUUGAGAAACUUUGGGUACUUAAAACUCUACAACAUCUCUCAGCUUCUGAAGUUAAUUGUACUUUAAUGGUGAAAGCACAAGCAGCCAGUGGAAUCUGUGCUCACCUCAAUGACCCAGAUCCCUCUGGACAGCUUCUAUUUCGUUCAUCCGAAAUACUUUGGAACUUAUUGGAAAAAUCUUCAAAAGAAGAAAUCAUACAACAGCUUAGUAACUUGGAAUGUUUGCUGGCUUUGAAGAAAGUAUUUAAAAAUCUGUUUACAAGAGGUCUUAGUCAUUAUGAUCGUCAGCUUAGAAAUGACAUAUUAGUGAUCACAACAAUUAUAUCUCAAAAUCCUGGAGCACCAAUGAUUGAGUGUGGCUUUACCAGGGAUUUGAUAUUAUUUGCAACAUUUAAUGAAGUUAAAAGCCAAAAUCCUUUGGUGAAAGGUCUUAAGUUUUCUAAUUCCUAUGAAGAUUUUGAGUUGAAGAAAUUGCUAUUCAAUAUAAUUGUGACCUUUUGUAAAGAUUUAUCUACUAUACAGCUAUUAAUUGAUGGCAAAGUUAUUUUGGCUUUGUUUACCUAUGUUAAAAAGCCUGAGAAACAUAAAAUAGUUGAAUGGUCUGCAGCACAGUAUGAAGAAUUACAACUGCACGCAAUUGCCACUUUGUCAUCAGUGGCUCCUUUUUUAAUAGACGAGUACAUGUUGUAUCAGGGAAAUGCUCACGUCCUUGCAUUUUUAGAAUGGUGUGACAGUGAAGAUUCCUUCUUUAGUCAUGGGAACAGUUUUCAUGGUACAGGUGGCCGUGGAAACAAGUUUGCCCAGAUGCGUUACAGUUUAAGACUCUUGAGAGCCAUGGUCUACCUUGAGCAUGAGACCAUACACAAGGAUCUUUGUGAAAAGAGAGCAAUUCAGCAACUGAUAGGAAUCUUUAAAAAUAUAAUAAGCAAGUAUAAUGAUAAGGAAGAGGCCAUUCUUUUGGAAAUUCAAUCUGAUAUUUUACUUAUUUUAUCUGGUCUUUGUGAACAUCAUAUUCCUAGGAAGGAAAUUUUUGGAACUGAAGGAGUGGAUAUAAUUCUUCAUGUAAUGAAAACAGACCCCAAGAAGUUACAGAGUGGAUUAGGCUAUAAUGUACUUCUUUUUAGUACAUUGGACAGCAUUUGGUGCUGCAUUUUGGGAUGUUACCCCUCAGAGGAUUACUUUCUUGAAAAGGAAGGCAUUUUUCUCCUUUUGGAUUUAAUGGCAUUGAACCAAAAAAAAUUCUGUAAUCUAAUACUUGGAAUAAUGGUUGAAUUUUGUGAUAAUCCCAAAACUGUAGCUUAUGUCAAUGCUUGGCGAGGGAAGAAGGAUCAAACAGCUGCUAGUCUUUUAAUUAAAUUGUGGAGAAAGGAAGAGAAAGAACUAGGAGUAAAACGUGAUAAACAUGGGAAGAUCGUUGAUACAAAGAAACCUCUAUUUACUAGUUUUCAAGAAGAGCAAAAAAUCACACCACUGCCUGCUAACUGCCCAACCAUUGCAGUUAUGGAUGUUGCUGAAAAUAUCAGAGCAAAAAUUUAUGCUGUGUUGGGCAAACUAGAUUUUGAAAAUUUACCUGGCUUAUCUGCUGAAGAUUUUGUUACCCUCUGUAUCAUACAUAGAUACCUUGAUUUUAAAAUUGGAGAAAUAUGGAAUGAAAUAUAUGAAGAAAUAAAAUUAGAAAAGUUAAGACCAGUCACUACAGACAAAAAAAUUUUGGAAUCUAUUAUAACAGCAUCAGAAAAUAUUGGAAAGAUGGUUGCUUCUCUGCAAAGCGAGAUGAUUGAAAGCCAAGCAUGCCAAGAUGUGCAAAAUGAACAAAAAGUAUAUACAAAAGUACAAGCCACACACAAGCAAAGAGAAUUGGCUAAUAAAUCAUGGGAAAAUUUCUUGGCUAGAACAUCAAAUGUUAAAACUUUAAAGAAAGCAAAAAGACUUCAGGAGAAAGGUAUAGAGUCCUCUAGAUACAGUGAGCAUCCACCAAAUGCAGUAUUUCACCCGACAGAUAUUAAAGGCCUUCACACAACAGUGCCCUCUGGUGGUGUAGUAACAGUGGAAAGCACUCCUGCCCGAUUAGUGGGAGGACCUCUGGCUGAUACAGAUAUUACUCUUAAAAAACUUCCUAUUCGAGGAGGAGCCUUACAGAGAGUAAAAGCAGUAAAAACUGUGAAUGAGCCAGAGAAGAGCGUUCCCGCAUAAAAUACUCUGGAGACUUUUUGAAAUAAAUUCUGCUUAUAAUUUUUUAGUUAAAUAUCUGUAUAUAUGAAUGUAAAGCAAAUGUUUUAGAAUAAAUAUUUUAGUAAAAUACUAUUAAAAUAAAAGCACAUAUAAUGUAUUUUUAUUGAAAAUAUCAACACAUACUGUGAGAAGAGUUAUCAUCAAUUUCUUUCUAAAGAUUACAAUUCUCUUAACUGAAAAUUGUAAAACAUGUUGUAUCAGUUGACUCUUUCAAUUGAUGUGAACUACUCCAACUGGUUUAAGCCAAAAAACAAAACAAAACAAAAACAAAAAAACCCAACUUUUACAGGCUCUGGGGCUAUCAAAUCUAGGACUGAUUAAAACUACAGGCAUUGUUGGAUCUAGGAACUGAAACUCUGUGAGUAGGCUCUUCUCCUUCCCUAGCAGCUCCUGAAUUAUAUUCUCCCAGGUUGAUAUCCAGUAGAAAAGAGUGCAUGCCUAUCUCUCAACAAUCUCUGCAACUGUCUCUGCAUCUUGGGACCCCUGAUUGGCCAUAUGCCCACUCCUGAACCAUUCAUCAUGACUUUGGCCAGAUCUGAGAACUGCCUACACUCAGAGACAGAAGGAAGCCAAUCCCAUCCAAAGCAUAUGGAUGGAGUAGGGAAUCAGGAUAUUAUUAAUAUAUGUUAUUAUAAGUAUAUACAAAUACUGGGCAGCAAAAACAUUUGCAACAAAUGUGUUGGUCAAAGUAAAAUAAGUUCUCUCUCCUAUAAAAAGCAAAUGUUAUUCAUAAGCUAAACAAUAAAACUAAAAUAAACAUGUUUUAACUCUUAAUAUAUAAAUAAAUUCUAAUGCUACUUCUCUUCCUUAAUGGGGAAGGAAAGGGGGGAGUAGGGAGAAACUCUUUUGGUGGUGGAGGUAUCUUGCCAAAUAGGAGGUAGAUGCCUUAAUGCUAGAUGUAGAGCAAAGUGUCUGUGUCCCUGUAUGGCAUUAUGCGGUUUCCACAGCCUGUAUCCAUUUCCGUCAACCCCCUUCUCCACUCAGGAAGCUGCAAAAUUGAGUUCACGUCCAGGGCUGGGAGAGACAAGAAUCUGUUUUCUCAGAAAGGAAAAUAUACUGGAAUUUGAGUCUAGACUCUAGGCCCAUAGUGUGCACACAGCAGUGUACUGGUUAAAUGUAUAACAACCAGCUCUGCAAGGGGAAAAAACCCUUAUUUGUAGUGUUUGCCAAUCCCACUAUGACCAAUUUCAAGCUACCAACAUGGUGCUACUGAAUGCAGAGUUGGGAAGACAUGCAUAGAAUCCACUUUCAUUAUCA